AUGUCGUCAGGUCUCUCAGCAACACAGUCGCCCUCUGACCUUCCUCAGGCAGUGGCCGACCCAGACCAGCACACGCUCAAAAAGACGCCAUACCGACUCUACUCGACCCCCUUCAGCGAGAUCUUGGCGCACCGCUACCAAGGUUCCGGCACGCGUGAAGACCCAUACCUCGUCGAAUGGCUCCCGAAAGAUGCAGAAAACCCGCAGACAUGGUCGCAGGUCUACAAGUGGACGCAGACCAUCCAGGUCGCCAUCGCAACCCUCUCGGUAGCCCUCGCCUCUAGCGCCUACUCGGGCGCCGUCGCCUCGAUCCACGAGCAGUUCCACCCUUCGAGAGACAUCAUCGUCACGCUCGGCGUCUCCCUUUUCGUACUUGGAUUCGCCUUUGGACCUCUCUUCUGGGCGCCCUUCUCCGAGGUGGUCGGCCGACGCAACCUCUUCAUCUUCACCUACGCCGUCUUCACCAUGUGGCAGGCCGUCACGGUCGCCUCGCCCAACAUCGAGUCGCUCCUCAUCUUCCGUUUCCUCGCCGGCUUCUUCGGUUCCAGUCCUCUGGUCAACACUGGCGGUACGCUCGCCGACAUGUUUGGCGCUAAGCAACGUGGUCUCGCUAUGGCCAUCUUUGCCAGUGCCCCCUUCCUCGGUCCCGCCCUCGGCCCCAUCAUCGGCGGCUUCCUCGGCGAGAACGCGGGCUGGAAGUGGGUCAUCGGCUUCCUCGCCAUCUUUGCUGCCGUCAUCACCGUCCUUGGCGCCAUCAGCAUGCCCGAAACCUACGCGCCUGUUCUUCUUCGAUGGCGUGCACAGAAGCUCGCCGAGGUCACCGGCAAGCACUACAUCUGCAAGCUCGACAAGGGUCGCGACCUCCGUCUCAAGACCCAGUUCAAGGUGGCUCUCGGUCGACCCUGGUUGUUGCUCAUCUACGAGCCCAUCGUCAUGCUCCUCUCCAUCUACAUCGCCAUCAUCUACGGCAUCCUCUACUCGCUCUUCGGUGCCUUCCCCAUCGUCUUCCAGCGCUACCGUGGAUGGACCCCCGGUGUCGGCGGUCUUGCCUUCCUCGGUGUUCUGGUGGGCAUGCUCUUUGCGCUUUCCUGGAUCAUCUUCUACGAGAACCCUCGCUACGUCCGCAUCGUCGACAAGCACAACGGCGUUGCGCCACCCGAGGUGCGCCUUGUGCCCGCCAUGAUCGGCGCCGUCUCGAUCGUCAUCGGUCUCGCCAUCUUCGCCGCCACCGACAGCCCAGAUCUGCCCUGGAUCGCUCCCAUUGUUGGUUCCGCACCCUUCGGGUUCGGUAUGGUGCUCAUCUUCCUGAGUGUCAUGAACUACCUCACCGACGCCUAUCUCGUUUACGCAGCAUCGGUGCUGGCGGCGAACAGCGUCAUCCGUUCGCUCUUUGGCUUCGCGUUCCCGCUGUUCACCUCGAACAUGUACUCGAUUGGCGGGAGGAACGGCAUUCACUGGGGUCCUGCGAUCGGCGGCCUGCUCGCGCUCAUCUGCUUGCCCUUCCCCUUCGUCUUCUACAAGUACGGCGGCAAGAUCCGCGAGAACUGCAAGUACGCCGCCGAGGCCAAGAAGAUGUUGGAGUCCAUGUCGGCGUCGACGCAGCAGCAGAAGAAGGCCGUCUCGGACGAGGACGAUCUCGAGAAGGCCCACACCGGAAGCGAGAGUCACGAUCAGGAGAAGCCCACCCGCACCGAGCGCAGCAGCCUCGACCUCGGAGCCAGCACCGCGGCUCCUACACCGAGGCACCACUCGGUCUCUUCCGGCUCGUCUGACGGCAGUGCUCGAUGA
Kalmanozyma brasiliensis GHG001 is the source of this 1788-nucleotide messenger RNA. RefSeq names its product Major facilitator superfamily. The record is from RefSeq and is a predicted model, not a curated record. Gene Ontology annotation, molecular function: transmembrane transporter activity. Lineage: Eukaryota; Fungi; Basidiomycota; Ustilaginomycetes; Ustilaginales. Gene Ontology annotation, biological process: transmembrane transport. Bases 1 to 1788 code for a protein of 595 amino acids. The transcript has a single exon.